GCUGCUUGCUCUGAAAUGAUGUUUUUGAACAAGGUAUUGCAGACAAAUUUAAGGAUUUCUCUCCCCAAACAGGAGUAUCUAAUUAAAGAAGGAAAUCUGAGCCGUGGAGCUGUAGAUAUGAUUGGAGACUUACUGAAUGAAGAUUCUAGCUAUUACCUGUCUUUUAUUGAGAGCCUGAAAAGUGAUGAUCUCUUCUCUUACGAAAAAAGAUAUGAUGAAAUUGUUGGUGGAUUUGAUCAAUUGCCUAUAUCCAUGUAUCAAGCCAUUGCGGAAAUGGUGCAUUUAAAUGCUCAAGUAAUCAAGAUACAACAUAAUGCUGAGAAAGUCAGAGUGGCAUAUCAAACUCCAGCAAAGACCUUGUCAUAUGUGACAGCCGAUUAUGUCAUUGUAUGCUCCUCAUCAAGGGCCGCCCGUCGCAUCUAUUUUGAACCUCCCCUUCCUCCAAAGAAAGCACACGCUUUGCGGUCUAUCCACUACAAAAGUGGCACCAAGAUCUUCCUC
This is a messenger RNA of Pseudonaja textilis, 501 nucleotides long. The record is from RefSeq and is a predicted model, not a curated record. Lineage: Eukaryota; Metazoa; Chordata; Lepidosauria; Squamata; Elapidae.